GCGACUCCGAUUUUUGGUUUUUAGAAUUGUCUUGCCUCACCCAGCACGAUGUUCGAGGUUCACACUUUCUUUUUCUUUCUUUGUUUCCAUUAAUUUUUACUAAUUUUGUAUUUUUUGCUUAUAUUUGUUUAUUUGUUAAUACCAGCCCGAUAGAACAAUGGCAGUUAUCUCCAAACCCAUCAGCCAAAACGUCGCCGUCACUCUGCUGACCGCCUACUUGUCGGCCCUAGUUCGACAGCCGCUGGUGACCAAGUCAUGCACUACUGCCACCCUCAACUUUUUGCAAGAGGAGAUUGCGCAGCGGUUCAGUGGCGUGCGCGCAAACAAAGCAGCUGCCGAGAGACGGGCUAUAUUCGAGGGUGAACCGGUGAAGAAGAGCCCCAUCGAAUACAUUGUCAACAAGCGCGUGCUGCAGUUCUCGCUCUACGGUCUGUUCAUCAGUGGGCCGCUGAAUCACUUCUUGUACGAAAUCCUGAACAAGGUGUUUGCCAACCGGCCCAAGACCAAGCUCAACACAUUUCUCACGAUUCUGACGCAGAAUCUCAUCAUCUCUCCUAUCCUCAACUCUGUAUUCUUGGCCGCCAACGCUGUGAUUGCCGGGGAGCGCAGCAUUGAAAGUAUAGUGGCUGUUGUGCGCUCCCGCUUGUUGAGCAUGAUGAAGGUUUCGUGGGUGGUUUUCCCUUGCAUCCAGCUUUUUGCCGCUAGGGCGUUGCCUCCGCUGGUCUGGGUGCCCUUCUUCAACCUUGUCGCAUUUAUAUUCGGCACAUACUUUAACACGCAGGGCAAGAUGCGCGCGCUCCAGGCUAAACGUGCCAAGGAGGACAAGGAUGGGAAGCGCGACUAGAGCUGCAAGCCUGAGUGUUUGCAAUACUUGAAUUUUUUUGUCUGACUUUAAUGUAGAAAAGG
This is a messenger RNA of Kickxella alabastrina, 906 nucleotides long. RefSeq lists its product as uncharacterized. The transcript has a single exon. Bases 158 to 844 code for a protein of 228 amino acids. The record is from RefSeq and is a predicted model, not a curated record. NCBI's taxonomy places the organism in Eukaryota, Fungi, Kickxellomycota, Kickxellomycetes, Kickxellales, Kickxellaceae. Gene Ontology annotation, cellular component: cytoplasm; membrane.